UCAACUAAGGCUGUCAAAAAAAACUCGUCACGAAUUUGGCAAUAUCGCGUUUUGGGUUAGACUUUACCACAAAAACAUAAAUAGAUUUUAGUACGAGAUGGUGUUUUUAACUGUUGCAAAUUGGGUGAGAGCUCGUGGACCUGAUGAGUAUUGGAGAAAACGGAGGAUAUUCAAAUUGGCAGCUCAUUAUAUCGGCAGGCGAAGAAACUGUUACUCAAUUGCUGUUCGUAAUGUUCAUCGUGCCUUAGCUUAUGCUACCAAGGCUAGACAAUUGAAGAAACAAGAUAUGAUAGACCUGUGGAAUACCAGAAUCACCGCAGCAUGCGAGCAACACAAUAUCACAUAUUAUACUUUGAAAGAAGGAUUAGACCGGGCCAAUAUAAUGCUGGACAGAAAAUCAUUAUCAGACUUGGCUUCUUGGGAACCGCGUACAUUUGAAUCUUUAGCAGCAGUCGCAAAACAAAAAAUUGAAUAUGAUGGCUUUAUAGACGGAACAGACAAGAAACAUCCUACAGGAGUUAAUUUGAACCUGAAAGACGUAAUGUUAGAAGUGUGGCUAAAAGAAAAGAAGUAGUUAUUUAUCUAAUUUUGUAAUUGUUCACUAUAGUACCUAAAAUAAUAAAUAAUGUAGUUACAAAAGAGUCAAUUUAUUUA
Messenger RNA from Ostrinia furnacalis (Asian corn borer), 654 nucleotides. It is a transcript of the gene mRpL20, whose product is annotated as mitochondrial ribosomal protein L20. Gene Ontology annotation, biological process: translation. NCBI's taxonomy places the organism in Eukaryota, Metazoa, Arthropoda, Insecta, Lepidoptera, Crambidae. The record is from RefSeq and is a predicted model, not a curated record. Gene Ontology annotation, cellular component: ribosome. The coding region runs from base 98 to 574 and encodes 158 amino acids. The transcript has 2 exons. Gene Ontology annotation, molecular function: structural constituent of ribosome; rRNA binding.